Molecule: messenger RNA, 2092 nt
Organism: Dermacentor andersoni
Lineage: Eukaryota; Metazoa; Arthropoda; Arachnida; Ixodida; Ixodidae
Product: TBC1 domain family member 25-like
Biological process (GO): activation of GTPase activity; regulation of autophagosome maturation
Cellular component (GO): autophagosome
Molecular function (GO): GTPase activator activity
Source: RefSeq, a predicted model, not a curated record
AUGCUGAACCUGUUCAGGACAAACCGCGGUGCCAAGGUUGCAGCGGGACCCAGCGGCCUUCGAGUGCCUCUGGCGCCCGAUCUGCGCGUGCGGGCGCAGUCGCGCUACAGGGCGGCCGCAUGGCUGCUCUUUCUGCAGAUGGAGAAAACGCUGGGUCGCUUCCACAGGGUGCUCAACCUGCCCACCCUGCAGGACUCCCCGGCGACUUCCCCGAGCGGAUCUUCCACGGUCAUCAGCCUGCCCUGGACCAGCGGCGGCCGCGAGCAGGAGACGGCAGACCCGCUCGGAGACAGAGCGUUCCGCGCCUGCCUGGACGACGAAGGGCGACUGCUCAAGCCGCACGAGCUGCGUCUUGCAGUCUACAAGGGCGGUGUCGAGCCAUCCCUCAGGAAGGUCGUCUGGAAGCACAUACUGAAUGUGUACCCCGAAGGCCUGACAGGCCGCGAGCGGUUGGCGUACAUGCGCCGCAAAAGCGACCAGUACCUCCAGCUGCGCGCCGCCUGGAAGGCGCUCGUGGAAAAUUCGAGCUUCAGCGAUGACAUCCUACCGGUCAGUAGCAUGGUGCGCAAGGACGUUCUCCGUACCGACCGCUCGCACCCGUUCUACGAAGGCGCAGAUGACAACGCCAACGUCGUCUCGCUCUUCAACCUACUCACCACGUUCGCGCUCAACCAUCCGUCACUCUCCUACUGUCAGGGCAUGAGUGACCUCGCGUCACCUCUGCUGGUGGUGAUGCGUGACGAACCGCAAGCGUACGUGUGCUUCUGCGCGCUCAUGCGCCGCCUGGGGCCCAACUUCGACGAGGACGGCGAAGCUAUGACGCUCAAGUUCAAGCACCUCUCCGACCUGGUCGAGCAUUUCGAUUCGAUUUUCUUCAGGUACCUUGAGAAAUGCGGUGCCCAGGACUUGCUAUUCUGCUACCGCUGGCUACUGCUGGAGCUGAAGCGCGAGUUCUCCUUUGACGACGCAUUGCGCAUGCUCGAGGUACAGUGGAGCUCGCUUCCGCCUAUGCCACCCGAUGGCGAGCUGCCCCUGUUCGAGCGGCCCUACCAGAUGGCCACGCCAUGCGCGCUGCUGUCGACGCACACCGGUGCCAGCUCACAGAGCAAGCCGGACGUCAUUUGCCGACAGAGCCCGCCGUCGCCAGCCUCACCGUCGGCGUUCACUGUGCGUGAUGAAGGGUCGGCGAAUGCGGACGAGGACGAGGAGGAUGGCUGCAAGCCUGUCACCAUGUCCGUGUCACAAGAGCUGGGCACGGGGCGAAACAUCAUGAACGGCCGGCUGUGCGCCGAUGCGUGUCGUAACGGCUGCGGAGACAGCGCCGGAAAGUUUGCCUCUGACACAAAGGACACGCCCAAGGACCAUGCUAGCCGGGACCACGUGUUCCAUGAAGGCGGUGCUUCCUCCAGCGUGGCCUCUGCAGCAGACUUGGGCGCUGUGCCACGGACAAAUGUUUCGAGUUCCACUAAGAAAGGCCGCCGCCGAUGUGCCGCCAAGAUGCGGCUGCCACCGCCGCAGCAGCUUGGAGGCGGCAACCCAUUCAUGAUGUUCCUGUGCUUAUCGAUACUCACGCAGCACCGCGACGUCAUCAUGCGCAAGGGCAUGGACUACAACGAACUGGCCGUGCAUUUCGAUAAGCUAGUGCGCCAGCACGACUUACAAAGUGUGCUCCACCAGGCCAGGGCCUUCUACUCCGAAUACUUGGGCCUCGGAUGGGACGAACCGUGGGACGUCCACCCACGUGUGUAAACUCCACAAGUUUAUAUUCAACUCUUUAGGUGGCGGCUGGCUAUUCUCACCUGGGUAACCUAACGCGUGAGACCCAUGUAACCAGGACUUAACAUGGACAGUUCACUUCAAUUCUGCUUGCAGCUGAACAGCAUCCAUUCCCAGUUGCUUUAUGCGUGCCACCAUAGUAGUAUGUCUCCGUAGUCCAGCCCAGAUGUGAAACGCUCUCUUCUACAGCGUUGCGCUUUCAUAUUCGUUUGCGUCAAUAUCAUGCUGUUAUAUUUUAGCUUGAUUUUAGUCGAGAAUUGCUAGCGUGCGCGUGCGUUGCCAUCAUUUAGGUUUUGUGGCUUAUCUUUUGAACCAG